Messenger RNA from Penicillium daleae, 486 nucleotides. RefSeq names its product SRPBCC family protein. The coding region runs from base 1 to 486 and encodes 161 amino acids. NCBI's taxonomy places the organism in Eukaryota, Fungi, Ascomycota, Eurotiomycetes, Eurotiales, Aspergillaceae. The record is from RefSeq and is a predicted model, not a curated record. The transcript has a single exon.
AUGGCACCAACAAACAACCUCGCCUUCACAGCCCCGCUAAACCCACCAAACACACCAACCCGCCUCUCAACCUCCCAAAUCUGGGCCGGCCUCCUCCUCAAAUGCCGCUCCGCAGAAACCUUCGUGCCCGCCGCCAUCCAAUCCACCACCGUGCUCAGCGACACCAUCGACCCGACCACCAGCAACACAGUCGUCGUUCGGGAAGUGCUUUUCCGCGAGUCGCAGCAGCUGGUGAAGGAAGUCGUCACUGCCUUUGAGCCUUGUCGGGUGGAGUUUGAACAGCCGGAUGGGAGUCGCAUUAGUAAUGUUGUUAGUGAGGGGGCGGAUGGGGAGUUGUAUUUGACGUAUAUUUUUGAGUGGAGACAUCCGGGAUUGAGUGAGGAGGAGUUGGAGAAUGCGUUGGUGAGGGAGAGGCGGAUGAGUCGGCAGGCUGUGGAGGGGACUAUUAAUGUUUUGAGGAGGCUCGUAGAAGAAGGGAAGCUUUGA